CUACUGCGACCAUGGGUAACAAUAUAUCUAAUGUUACUGCUAUUGUCGGUGUAGAUAGUUAUGUUAGUGAACUUGGUGAUGUUUAUUACGAAAAAAGUUUAGGAAACGCUCGAUUCAUGAAAACUAUACGCGGUCGACAUAAGGAUGGUUUAGUUGUGGUCAAAAUAUUUGUGAAACCAAAACUUGGACUCUCUUUACGACAACAUGUGAAGCAACUACAGAGAGAAUACGAUGCCAUUUACAAGAUUCCCAACGUUUUUACUUUUCAAAAGAUACUUGAAACUGACCGUGCAGCAUAUUUAGUACGACAAUAUUUCUAUAGUAGUCUUUAUGAUCGAAUAAGUACUCGGCCAUUUUUGACUUUGGUAGAAAAGAAAUGGAUAUCAUAUCAAAUACUUCGUGGUGUAGCAGAUUGUCAUCAACAAAAUGUUUAUCAUGGAGAUAUCAAAACCGAAAAUAUUUUAGUUACUUCAUGGAAUUGGACUUACCUUGUUGAUUUUGCAUCAUAUAAACCAACUUUUUUACCAGAGGAUGAUCCAGCUGAUUUCUCUUUCUUCUUUGAUACAUCUUCUCGACGAAGUUGUUAUAUUGCUCCAGAACGUUUUUAUAAAGCAGGAACUGAUAUUGAUCGACGUUUGAAAUCUCUUGGUUUUGGUUUCAAUAACAUUUUAUGCGAAUUAACACCUGAAAUGGAUAUAUUCUCUGUUGGCUGCGUCAUUGCCGAAUUAUUUUUGGAAGGCUCUUCGAUUUUUUCACUCUCACAACUCUUCAAAUAUCAAAAUGAUGAAUAUGAUCCUUCUGCCACAUUGGAUAAGAUGGGUGACUCUGAUAUCAAGGAUAUGGUACUUCAUAUGAUUCAAAUCGACCCAACAAAAAGAUUCUCAGCUGAACAAUAUCUCCAAGAAUGGCGAGGAAAAGUAUUUCCUGAUUAUUUUUAUAAUUUUAUGCAUGAAUACAUUGGAUUACUUACUGAUAAGAAUGAAACAUUACCCUCAAAGAUACAGACAGUCGAAAACAAUUUUAUGACAGCCAUGUCCCCUGCUCUACCACUUAUCACUCAACCUCACAAGAAACUGGUGUCCGCUGAUGAAAAGAUGGAAAGACUUUAUCACGAUUUCGAAAGAAUAUUUCGUUUGCUCAGUCACCAAGAACUACAGUCAUCAUCAACAGAUGAAUCUCCUUUUAUUGAUGGACAUCUCAGGGAACGUCGUCGUACUCUUUCAGAUCUUCCUUUCACGACAACUUCGAUGAUUAUUUUACCACCAACUCUUAACAUACCCAAUUACGAUAACCAAAAUUCAAGUAUUCACUCAAAUAAUCAUUCGUCAAACUCAGGAGAACAAGGCUACUUGAUCAUCUUAUCCUUUGUUUGCUCUCUGGUUAGGAAUACUUUAUAUGCAAGCUCAAAACUUAAAUCAUUGGAUAUACUUCUCGCAUUGGCCGAACAUGUUCCUGAUGAUGUGAAGCUAGAUCGUUUAAUACCUUAUGUUAUGAUUCUUUUAUCUGAUGAAUCUGCUCUUGUACGCUCCAAUGCUCUCAAGGUCCUCACGCAAGUGCUAUGUAUCGUUGAAUCAAUCUCUCCAAUCAACGCUCGGAUAUUCCCUGAAUAUAUCUUACCAUCUGUACGUGAAUUUACUACUGAUCCAAACGUUAUGGUUCGAACAACGUAUGCCAGCUGUAUUGCUUUAUUAUCAGAAACUGCUCUUCGAUUCUUGGAGAUGACUCAGCUCUUGCUCGCUGACAAUGCUUUCCCACUAUCGGAUAUAGAUGCAGAAGAAUUAGACUUUGAAUCUGCAUAUGAUUCAUCACUACAAGAUUUACAAACGGUGAUUCAAGAACAAGUGACAACCCUACUGAUUGAUAGCGAAAGUAUGGUUAAACGAGCUCUUUUAACGGAUAUCACAUGCCUCUGUGUAUUCUUUGGGCGACAAAAGGCCAAUGAUGUAUUGCUUAGCCAUAUGAUUACUUAUCUUAACGAUAAGGAUUGGAUGUUACGAAGUGCAUUCUUCGAAAGCGUCAAGGGAGUUGGAACAUUUGUUGGCGCUAGAAGUUUGGAAGAAUAUAUAUUACCAUUGAUGAUCCAAGCUUUGACUGAUGCUGAAGAAUUCGUUGUUGAAAAGGUGUUGAACUCUCUCACUAGUCUAGCUGAUCUUGGUCUAUUCCAAAAAAUGAAACUUUGGGAACUAGUUGGUAUUGUGUCUCCUUUGAUAUGUCACCCAAACAUUUGGAUUCGAUAUGGCGCUAUUGGAUUUAUAUCUUCAGCAACAAAACACCUUCCACAAACUGAUCGCUGGUGUAUUAUUUACCCUCUGUUGACCCCUUUCCUUCGAUCUGAUAUUGCUGAUAUCAAUGAAGAAUCUCUUUUGCACAAUGUCAAGUCACCAAUUCCACGUCAAGUAUACGAACAAACCAUUUUAUGGGCAAAUAGAGCUUCAAAUCAGUCUAUAUUUUGGAAACCUCAACAACAGAGUAAAAGAGGCAGUCGUCUACCAGAUUCAACCUUAUCGAAAUCAAAAUCAGUAGGUCCUGCUACGUUGAUCCGUCAAGGUUCCGUCUUCAAUGGUAUUGUCUCUCAUGAUGAACUGAAUCAAGCACAAGAAGAUAGGUUAAACCUUGAACGCCUUCGAAAUGUUGGAAUGACAAAUGAUGAUGAACUCAAAUUACUAUAUAUGCGGGAAUAUAUAUUCAAGGUGUCUCGUACAAAGUCUAGUCGAACCAAAGGUGUAGAUGAUAUAACUUCUACUAGUGGUGAAAUCGUUCUGACAAACUUAGGUGUUACUCCUGUCACUGUUUUUCUACCUGAUCUUUCCCAGCAAGUUCAUACUUGGAACUCAAAACACAGAAUGGUAUCCACUCAACAAAAUGACACUGUCUCUAGAGCUUCAACGAAAGAAUCAAAGUCAAGAGGAGAUAAUAUAUCCGUAACGAAUCAUAUAGCAAAUCAACCACAUGUACAAGCUAUACUUCAAGAUGUUUUACCUGAGAGUGGAUCAAAGACUUCUACUGCCCCAAAUCAUGGUUUUGGUACAAGCGUUCCUGUCACAAAAGAUGACCGCAUGCAAGAAGAUGUGAUCAAAGCUGUACACCGAUCUGGUUUUAUUGGUUAUCAAGAUGAUAUGAACAAGUUAAUUAGUAGGAACAUAGAAUCUGAUUCAAGUGAAAUCCAAGAUAGCACUCCAAGUACAGUUGGUUACUCUCAUUUACAAAGAAUACUUUAUAAAACAGCGAUGGAAGCUUUUCCACCUCAUAUACCCGAAUUCAUUGGAGAUCCAUCUGUAAUGAAACGCAUCCGACGACUUCCACAAGGUACUUCCUCACUACGAACGAUUGGGAACUGGAAGCCUGAAGGGACACUUGUAGCACAUUUCACUGAACACACGGCUGGUAUCAAUCAAUUGGCUAUUUCUUGGGAUAAUUUACUUUUUGCUUCAUGUUCUGAUGAUGGUACUGUCAAGAUAUGGGAUUGCUCUCGAUUAGAACGUAACGUCACUAACAGAUCGCGGACAACCUACAAUAAACAAGGUGGUAGUAUUAAAUGCAUUACAUUUAUUCAACAAACUUACAGUAUAGCAUCAGCAUCAGAUAAUGGAAGCAUCCAUAUAUUCAGAGUCGAUUUAAGAAGUUCUGGAUCAUCAUUAAAGUUUGGAAAAUGUAUCACUGUACGUGAAUAUCAGUUAGUUGAUGAAUACGCUCUGAUUGUUCAACAUUUUACAAGCAAUGCAUUCAAUACUAUGACAGGAUCCAAGUCAAUUCUAUUAGUGGCAACAAACAAGGAAAAUAUUUACCUGAUUGAUCUACUGACGAUGAACACUUUGGUUACUUUGAAGAAUCGAAAAAGCUAUGGUAUCAUUACCUCUAUGGUGACAGAUCGACUCCAUACUUGGUUAUUAGUUGGAACUACUCGUGGUAUACUCACUCUUUAUGAUAUGCGGUUCCAAAUUCCUUUAUACUCAUGGCUCCACCCAAGCAAAAGUCGAAUUAGUCGAAUGAUGUUAAAUCAUGACCCAAGGGCUGAAGGUAAACAAGUUAUCAUUGCAUCAGGAAAAAAUGAAGUAUCAAUAUGGAACAUUGCGGAAUUGAAAUGUUUGGAGGUCUAUGGUGUCAAAUCUGGUGAUGAGAAAACAACUGGGAUCAGUAUGGAAAUGUAUAAGGCUUUGGAAGUACCAUCAGAUACUGAAAUCAUGUUUAGUACGUUCACAAGUCAAGAAACAAAUUAUGCUGAAAAUACCAUUCGUGCCAUAUCUUCACCCUCUGAUUCCAGAUUUAUGUUGACUGGUGGUGCCGAUAGAAAAUUACGCUUUUGGGAUAUGAACAGAAUAGAAAAUUCUGCAGUGAUCUUGGGAUUGGAUAUCGAUGAAGCAAAGCCAAGAUAUAGUUCCAACACUCAUGAUAAUAUCCAUUUCCAUUUUGAAUUUACUCAUCAACGACCAUCAAAUCAAAAUUCAACAUCAUCUAUAUCAAAUAGGGCUUCAUCACAUGUCAAUCAACAUCAAUUAUACAAUGGACUCAAUACAUCAGUGGUUCAACAACAACAUUUGAUGCGAAAUCAUACAGAUGCGAUCACCGAUAUCGUCUUCACUGAAAUUCCAUACCUUAUGAUCAUCAGUGGUGACAGAGAUGGAGUCAUAAAGGUUAUAUCGUAGUUUAGUGUAUAGUAUUGUUUAGUUUUCUUUAUCGACAAUAAAGUUCAUUCAAUUUUUUUUUAUUAUUA
This is a messenger RNA of Halteromyces radiatus, 4711 nucleotides long. RefSeq lists its product as uncharacterized. Gene Ontology annotation, biological process: late endosome to vacuole transport; protein targeting to vacuole; macroautophagy. Gene Ontology annotation, molecular function: ATP binding; protein serine/threonine kinase activity; protein binding. The coding region runs from base 12 to 4643 and encodes 1543 amino acids. Gene Ontology annotation, cellular component: nucleus-vacuole junction; late endosome; phosphatidylinositol 3-kinase complex, class III, type II. The record is from RefSeq and is a predicted model, not a curated record. The transcript has 33 exons. Lineage: Eukaryota; Fungi; Mucoromycota; Mucoromycetes; Mucorales; Cunninghamellaceae.